GAGACGCCGCGGCGGAACCGAGGCGGAGCCGCCGUCCCCCCAGUCCCCAGCGGUCCCGCCCAGCGCCGGGCUCGGUGGCACAACUUAAACAAAGGUAUUUAUGGAAUUCCAAUGAAUAGUGAUGGAGAUGCAGUUCAAAUAACUAAGGUCAGCAUGGGUUCCUGGUUCGUUCUAGUUCUGCUUGGCAGUGGUCUGAUUCAUGUCAGUGCCCACAAUGCUACCACAGUUUCACCUUCCAUAGGAAUUACGAGAUCAAUUCAAUCAUCAACAGCAGAAUCAGUUAAAGAAGAGAACAAAACUUCAAAUCCAACAUCUUCAGUAACUUCUUUUUCUGUGGCACCAACAUUCAGCUUGAAUCUAACUCUGGGACCCGUCUAUGUAACCACCGUCAAUUCUUCAGAGUCAGACAAUGGGACCACCAGAACAGCAAGCACCAGUUCUGUAGGCACGACCAGUUCGCCAAAUGGAACGUUGCUUCCAGACACCCCGUUUGCAGAUGCCCGCACCGAGCCCUGGGAGGCGAAUUCCAGCACCGCAGCAACCACUGCCGAGACCUUCCCUCCUUCAGGUAAUUCCGACUCGAACGACAGAAGAGAUGAAACACCAAUUAUUGCCGUAAUGGUGGCCCUAUCCUCUCUACUAGUGAUCGUGUUUAUUAUCAUAGUCCUGUACAUGUUAAGGUUUAAGAAAUACAAGCAAGCUGGGAGCCAUUCCAAUUCUUUCCGCUUAUCGAACGGCCGCACUGAGGAUGUAGAGCCCCAGAGUGUGCCACUUCUGGCCCGAUCCCCAAGCACCAACAGGAAGUACCCACCCCUGCCCGUGGACAAGCUGGAAGAGGAGAUCAACCGGAGAAUGGCUGACGACAAUAAGCUCUUCAGAGAGGAAUUCAAUGCUCUCCCUGCUUGUCCUAUCCAGGCCACCUGUGAGGCUGCUUCCAAGGAAGAAAACAAGGAAAAAAACCGAUACGUAAACAUCUUGCCUUAUGACCACUCUAGAGUCCAUCUGACACCAGUGGAAGGGGUUCCGGACUCCGAUUACAUCAACGCUUCAUUCAUCAACGGCUACCAAGAAAAGAACAAAUUCAUAGCUGCACAAGGACCAAAAGAAGAAACGGUGAAUGAUUUCUGGAGGAUGAUCUGGGAACAAAACACAGCUACCAUUGUCAUGGUGACCAACCUGAAGGAGAGGAAAGAGUGUAAGUGUGCCCAGUACUGGCCAGACCAAGGCUGCUGGACCUAUGGGAAUAUCCGUGUGUCCGUAGAGGAUGUGACUGUUCUAGUGGACUACACAGUACGGAAGUUCUGUAUCCAGCAGGUUGGCGAUGUGACCAACAGGAAACCCCAGCGCCUCAUCACUCAGUUCCACUUCACCAGCUGGCCAGACUUUGGGGUGCCUUUCACCCCAAUCGGCAUGCUCAAGUUCCUCAAGAAGGUGAAGGCCUGUAACCCUCAGUAUGCAGGGGCCAUCGUGGUCCACUGCAGCGCGGGUGUAGGGCGCACAGGGACCUUCGUCGUCAUUGAUGCCAUGCUGGACAUGAUGCACACAGAGCGGAAGGUGGACGUGUAUGGCUUUGUGAGCCGGAUCCGGGCCCAGCGCUGCCAGAUGGUGCAAACAGAUAUGCAGUAUGUCUUCAUAUACCAAGCCCUUCUGGAGCAUUAUCUGUAUGGAGAUACAGAACUGGAAGUGACCUCACUAGACACCCACCUGCAGAAGAUUUACAACAAAAUCCCAGGGACCAGCAACAAUGGGCUAGAGGAGGAGUUUAAGAAGUUAACAUCAAUCAAAAUCCAGAAUGAUAAGAUGCGAACCGGAAACCUCCCAGCCAACAUGAAGAAGAACCGAGUGUUACAGAUCAUUCCAUAUGAGUUCAAUCGAGUGAUCAUUCCAGUGAAGCGGGGCGAAGAGAACACAGACUAUGUGAACGCGUCCUUCAUCGAUGGCUACCGGCAGAAGGACUCCUACAUUGCUAGCCAGGGCCCUCUUCUCCACACCAUUGAAGACUUCUGGCGAAUGAUCUGGGAGUGGAAAUCCUGCUCUAUCGUGAUGCUGACAGAACUGGAGGAAAGAGGCCAGGAAAAGUGUGCCCAGUAUUGGCCGUCUGAUGGGCUGGUGUCCUAUGGAGACAUCACAGUGGAGCUGAAGAAGGAGGAGGAAUGUGAGAGCUACACCGUCCGAGACCUGCUGGUCACCAACACCAGGGAAAACAAGAGCCGGCAGAUCCGGCAGUUCCACUUCCAUGGCUGGCCGGAAGUGGGGAUUCCCAGCGACGGGAAGGGCAUGAUCAGCAUCAUUGCAGCUGUGCAGAAGCAGCAGCAGCAGUCGGGAAACCACCCCAUCACUGUGCACUGCAGCGCCGGGGCAGGACGGACAGGCACCUUCUGCGCCCUGAGCACGGUCCUGGAGCGUGUGAAAGCAGAGGGGAUUCUGGAUGUUUUCCAGACCGUCAAGAGCCUAAGGCUGCAGCGGCCACACAUGGUCCAGACACUGGAACAGUAUGAGUUCUGCUACAAGGUGGUGCAGGAGUACAUCGACGCAUUCUCAGAUUAUGCCAACUUCAAGUAACAGGCGAUGAGGUCUGAGGACAGGAGAAUUGCCUUUAAUAUUUUGUAAUAUUCUGUUUUGUUAAUAUACCCAAAAUUGUGUAUAUAUCUUAUAACGGUUUUAGAAAUUGGUACAUAGGCUUCUAUUACCUGUUAGGUGGAGAUUUUAUAUGUAAAUGUGUUAGCACUGAUAGUCCUUUUUCCAAUGUUUUAUUGGGGAAUUAAAUAGUGUGAUGUUUGGAUU
Ochotona curzoniae (black-lipped pika) is the source of this 2784-nucleotide messenger RNA. RefSeq names its product protein tyrosine phosphatase receptor type A (gene PTPRA). The record is from RefSeq and is a predicted model, not a curated record. NCBI's taxonomy places the organism in Eukaryota, Metazoa, Chordata, Mammalia, Lagomorpha, Ochotonidae. Bases 112 to 2562 code for a protein of 816 amino acids. Gene Ontology annotation, biological process: protein dephosphorylation. Gene Ontology annotation, molecular function: protein tyrosine phosphatase activity. The transcript has 23 exons.